AUGGGGAAGGGACGUGGUCGACCUAAGAAGAUUCCGGUGGCUGCGACACCUCCAGCGGCGCAGAGGGGUUCCACACCACAAUCAAGUUUACGAGGUUCAUUACUGGAUAAGCUAACGGACACACUUGGGACAACUGGAGAAUCAAACUCACCGAAAGCGGCGAAACUUCCACCGAUUAUAGAGGUGCAACAGAUUGAAACAGAAAAGACUGCUAAGGAUACAACUUGGGUGGAUGUUAUCAAGGGUAACAGACUCCCAACUAACGGAAUUGGACUAGAUUACACGCCACCAAUGGUUGUUAAUGGUGACAUUGAAGUGGUGAUAGAGGCUGAAGAUGUAGCUUCAGAAACGAUCUAUUGGGAAAAUGCACUCAUUAUGUAUGUUCUUGGAGGAAAUCUCACUAUGAAUGGAGUUAAGAACUUUAUGAUGAGGGUGUGGAAUUUUGCAGCUCUCCCUGAACUCUACUAUAAUGAAGAGGGAUUCUUUAUUAUACGAUUCCAAUCAAAAGAGGACAAAGAGUCUGUACUGAAAAGGGGUCCUUACUCAAUUUUUCGCCAACCUAUGUUCCUUCAUGAAUGGAGUCCUAACUUCUCUCUGAGUGAAGAUGCCAUUAGGUUAGUGCCUAUUUGGGUCAUGUUGCCACAACUUCCGCUUACGUUCUGGGGUGAAAAAAGUAUCGGGAAGAUAGGUAGUGCCUUAGGGACGCCUUUGAUGGCUGAUGAAUGUACAACAAAGAAGCUGCGUAUUUCGUAUGCUCGAUUACUAGUGGAGAUAGACAUCACUGUUCCAUUGAAGGAUUCUAUAAUCAUCAAGGGACCGGAUGGUGUGAGGUUCACUCAACAGGUACACUAUGAAUGGCAACCUGUAUACUGCAUGAAAUGUAGUAAAUUGGGUCAUGAUUGUGAGAAACAGAAAAAGCCUAAUGUGCAGGGGAAGAAGAUUUGGGCACCGAAACCUCCGCAACAAAAGACUAAUAAUAACCCAGAGACUACGGGUGUUCAGCAGGAUCCUAUUGUGGUUGCAGUGGAAAGCCCUUGGACAGUAGUUGGAGCUUCUAGGCAUAGAGGCAAAAGCAUUGUGGAGGAUGAGUCUAAGGGACCCAAUGUGGAAAUUAUUGGUACAAGUAAGAAUGGAUUUGAAGUCCUAGGACAGGAUACUCACCUAAUGGGUGAUCCAUGUUAG
Vicia villosa (hairy vetch) is the source of this 1182-nucleotide messenger RNA. RefSeq lists its product as uncharacterized. The transcript has a single exon. NCBI's taxonomy places the organism in Eukaryota, Viridiplantae, Streptophyta, Magnoliopsida, Fabales, Fabaceae. The coding region runs from base 1 to 1182 and encodes 393 amino acids. The record is from RefSeq and is a predicted model, not a curated record.